This is a messenger RNA of Labeo rohita (rohu), 4947 nucleotides long. RefSeq names its product gap junction protein gamma 1 (gene gjc1). Gene Ontology annotation, biological process: cell communication. The record is from RefSeq and is a predicted model, not a curated record. Lineage: Eukaryota; Metazoa; Chordata; Actinopteri; Cypriniformes; Cyprinidae. Gene Ontology annotation, cellular component: connexin complex.
UUCCUCUCGUCAGUGUGCAGCCAUCCGUCAGGCUUCCCCUUCAGUGUUAAUACGCUGUAGCAUCCCUCAGACAAGGUCGUGCACUUUCGCCUUUCCCCCGUGAUAAACAACCAAAAAAAGUCGCGUUGGUGAGCCGUGGAAGCAGUCAUUGUGUCCCAACCUCCCCACGAGGACGGAGACGAGACGCGGGCACAGCUUGAAAUCGUAGUCAUUUACUGUUGACAGUUAGUAGGAUGGCUAGUUCGCACGUGUUCACUGUAAUGGGUGACUUUAGGCGCGCGAUUGAAAAUGACACUGGAAGCGCGCGAGAAUAUUUCGCCAGGUAAAAACGAGCACGAGGCGAGCUCGCGCCAGACGCGCGAAAAUGAAUUCAACGGCGAGCGAGUAACGGUUGUGAUGUCUUCGUAAUGACUGAAUUUAUCCAGCUGAAUAGCCAACAUUUACAACCCUCGCAAUAAAAUAGCAUCUGUUACCAGACAUUAUGGUAAAAUCGGACAAUUUCGGCUGUGAAGUCUUCAACGGUGACAAGACAGAGGCGGAGGCGAGUCCGACAACGGAGGACUUGGAAAGCGACUGAAAUUCUGGGACCUUCCGUCAUUUGACCGGUUAUCCUUCUCCUUAAAAUAAUCAUCACAGACUCGCAGAGCGAGUCUGUGAGCUGUGCAGUGUGGGACGCUGUCUGCCCCGUUGUCAUCAGACGUCAUGAGCUGGAGCUUCCUGACGCGUCUGCUGGAGGAGAUCCAGCACCACUCCACGUCGGUGGGGAAACUCUGGCUCACUGCGCUAGUUGUCUUCCGCAUCGUACUGACUGCGGUGGGCGGCGAGUCCAUAUACUAUGAUGAGCAGAGCAAGUUUGUUUGUAACUCGGGCCAGCCAGGAUGUGAAAACGUCUGCUACGAUGCCUUCGCGCCACUCUCGCAUGUGCGAUUCUGGGUCUUUCAGAUCAUCCUGUCCGCCAUGCCCUCUCUGCUCUACAUGGGCUAUGCUGCCAAUAAGAUCUCCCACAUUGAGGAAUUGCGGGGCGGUGCGGGGGCCGGAGCUCCAGCCGCGAACGACUCGGCGGGGGGCGGAUACACCCAGCGCAGACCGAAAAUGUACUUUGGUGCACGGCAGCAUCGGCCAGGUCAUGAAGACGGGGAAGAGGAACGCGAGGACGACCCUAUGAUCUACGAAGUGCCUGAGAUAGACAACACACGUCGUGAAUUGGUGCCGCCACGUCCUAAACCCAAAGUGCGCCACGAUGGGCGCCGGCGUAUACGAGAUGAUGGCCUGAUGCGAGUGUAUGUGCUACAGCUGCUGACGCGCUCCGCACUGGAGGCGGGCUUUCUGGCGGGACAGUACCUGUUGUACGGCUUUCGCGUGGAACCAGUCUUCGUGUGCUCAGACAAACCCUGCCCGCACCAUGUGGACUGCUUCAUCUCACGCCCCACCGAAAAAACCAUCUUCCUCCGAAUCAUGUACGGUGUCAGCUGCCUAUGCCUGUUGCUAAACCUAUGGGAGAUGAUUCACCUCGGAGUGGGAUCUAUCCGUGAUGCACUGCGCAAACGAAAUGAAUCAGCCACCGAUGAUGAGUACCAGCUCGGCUUGCUUGCGGCUGGAGGUGUGUCCGUCGGAGUAGGCGGGCCUUCGCUCAGCGAAGGGGAACCAGGAGGCGGAGUUGGGGGUGGCGUACGAGAAGCAGACUAUGUUGGUUAUCCCUUCUCCUGGAACACCCCUUCUGCCCCACCAGGCUACAACAUUGUGGUGAAGCCCGAAACGAUGCCGUACACAGACCUGAGCAACGCCAAGAUGGCUUGCAAGCAGAACCGUGCCAACAUCGCCCAGGAGGAGCAGCAGCAAUACGGCUCCAAUGAGGACAACUUCCCGUCUGCAGGUGAGGCGAGACCACCUCCCAUCAACAAAGAUGUGAUACAGUUAGAGGCGGCCAUUCAAGCCUAUACGUUGCAGCACCAUGCUAGCAAUAACCAUGAUGAGAUGAACGACACCAAUGACAUUGAUGAGAAGCCUCAGAGCAAUAUCACCACAGCACCACAGAAGGAGCGAAAGCAACGGUCCAAGCACGGAAAAUCUGGGAGCGCUGGGAGCAGCAGCAGCAGCAAGUCAGGAGAAGGCAAACCAUCUGUCUGGAUCUGACAUUUGCACGCACACCUGAACAUUACAUUGAACAUUUCUGCAAGGUUUUUUAGACGCUAAAUAUCAUGUGUAUCCUACAGAUUACAAAGACUUGGGAAAAAUGCUGUUUUUUUGAAGUGCUUUCAGUGCCUUAAAGAAACUCCAAGAAUGAGACUGAUUUUUUUUCGUACUAUUUCUUAAUUUUCCUAAAAUAAUCUUGUGCACUCAAGAUUAUGUCGAGCUCUGAGAACAUUCCCUCACAAUCCAGAAAAACCCAUCAAAGCUUGAAACUUUUCAGUGAGUUGAGAAAGUCUUCCGAUCGGAUUCUUUCGGAAGAGCGAUGGCGCUACAAUCCGAUUCCAAACCAGCCGUCUUCCUUUUUCCAGUGUUAAACAAUAACUCUUGCAACACAAUGCCAAGCUAUAACAAUGCAAUGACACACCAAUGCUGUGGUGGUACACUGUGGUCUUUAAGACCCAACAAACAGUCCUGUGAAAUAAGCUGUAAAUCUACAUUCACAAACACACAGUGCAAAUGUUUUCAUAUCUAUGGGUGUGUGAGGAGGCAGUGCCAUGUCUUCCAGUUCUAACGAUUCUCUAAGUUUUGAGAUCUCUGUAGCAUUUCUAUCCACCAAGAUUUGGGAUAUUCAGUUGAUGGAUCCACUUUCUACUCUGUUCUUGUACUAUCCCCUACUGGUGAAGAAAGCAGUUGCAGUCUAGUCUUCUCAGCCAUAUAAAUAUAUACAGGGUCCCUACGGUCUGGGAAAUAACAUGGAAUUUUAAAAGUGUGAUUUCCAGACCUGAAAAAAAAAAGAAAAAUUAAGGAACAUACAUUAAAAUGAAAUUAAAUUCAGUCCUUUACAGUUUUUUUUAAAUAGAACUUAUUCUUUGUGAGUUAAAUCAUUGUGAAAUUAUUUAAAAAACAAAAAAUCAGAAGUUAGGAGGAAAAAUCACAGAAACCCAUUGCUCAUAAAAUGUGGAAAUCCUGUACUUUCAUAUGCAUAUGAAAUUAUUUGUGACCCUGGAGCACAAAACCAGUCUUAAGUAGUAUGGGUAUAUUUGUAGCAAUAGCCAAAAAUACAUUGUAUGGGUCAAAAUAUUAUUAUAAGUAAAUAUCAUGUUCCAUGAAGAUAUUUUGUAAAUUUCCUACCGCAAAUAAAUCAAAACUUAAUUUUUGAUUAGUAAUAUGCAUUGUUAAGAAUUGCAUUUGGACAACUUUAGGUGAUUUUCUAAUUAUUUAGAUUUUUUUUUUUGGCACCCUCAGAUUUCAGGUUUUCAAAUAGUCGUAUCUUGGCCAGAUAUUGUCCUAUCCUAACAAACCAUACAUCAAUGGAAAGUCUUUGUAAACAUUGACCCUUAUGACUGGUUUUGUGGUCCAGGUCACGAUUUUUAUUCAGAUUGACUUGUUAGAAAGCCACUGUGUAUUGUUGGUAUUGCUCUAGUGAACGUGUAUUUAUGGGAACGUCCUACAGCUAAAACGGACUUGAUAUAUUCAAUCCAAGUAGCAGGUCUAACUUGGUUCGGAUGGUUGAAAGGUUGAACAGUGAGACUCUUCAGAUCAUGCAAUGUAGAUAUCUAAGGUUCACACACACUGUGUGAAGAGUCUUCCAUUCUCUCUUACUGCCACAUUCCAACUUGUGAGACUUUUGCCUUUACGUAGGAUGUUUCAAUUUGUGACAAUUGCCAUGGGAGACCAAAUACUGUUUGUCACAAAGACAUCGAGCUACUAUGCAGUCAUGCGGACUGAGGAAAACACGCCAUAGAACACCAUUGUGUGUGCCUGCGUGUGUGCGCUUGCGUGUAGCGGAGGACGAGGCGGCGGGGGAGUGAUUGCAUGAGUGCAUGUGACUAAUAUUUGAUUCAUGAUUUAAAAGAAAAGAACAAACCCUUUACAUAUCAGCAUUUCAGCAGUAUUUAUUGAUGCUGAAGAUUGUGGCAUUAGAUUUGUGGUUUCUAAGCGAGACUUGACUUGUUUGUAUUUUUAAAACAUCCAUUUGGGUUUUUUUUAUUAGCUUUUUUAAUACAUGGAAUUCUAUUCAACAGUUUGAUUCGUUUAUUACGAAAUAGGUUUUGUAGGAUUUUUUAUGAUUUUGUUGCCUUGUAGCAAAACAAAGUAUGUGAUGUAGUCAACCAGUGCAAGUACGUUUCCCAGUGUGCUCGGUGAAUCCUUUUUUUCAUAGUCAUGAUUGAAUAUGAUUUUGCAUGGGAGGGAAAAUAGGAAUGUUUUUAUGGGGAAGUCCAAUGGAAAACUCUAAACAAAGAGGAUUCUGCAAUGCAACUGCUUUGACCUUUCUGUGUGAAUGUGUGUUGGACUUUUCGAACAGCUGUAUAUUGGAGCGUUCCAGAUGGAGUGAGUAUAAGAGACCCCUCUGCCCCACAUCUGAGCACCACUGCGUGUGUUUGCGUUUAAUGUGCGAGUCGGGGUUAGCCGAGGCGAUCCUCAAGAAAAGCCUCUCUCGUACUUUUGUCAGCUGUCUGAGAAAGAAACCGAAGUAGUAAGCUACUUUACUUCAGAGUUUGACACAUCGCUUUGAAAGCAAGCCUUCUCAGCAGGUCACAAUGAAGUUUGACGGCAUUCUUUCUGACGAGCGUGUGUGAAUGUGGGAAUGUGGCAGCAUGCGUUUCUAUUUAUUGCCCUUUCCUGGUUAUCAUCAGGCCACUUUAAAGCCCUAAUGUGUUUGAUAAGACCUUUGUUUGUCCUGACUGGUAUGUGUUUCUAUAAAUGUUGUCACUGUGUUUGAAAAUGAGGGAGAAAAAAACACUUUUAAUGUGCCAAGCUGGAUUCUCCAGCGAUGUACAAUUAUUUCCAAUUUUGGAGAACCCUCUCAUUGGAUUU